This is a messenger RNA of Miscanthus lutarioriparius, 753 nucleotides long. The record is from the annotation of a GenBank genome assembly. Lineage: Eukaryota; Viridiplantae; Streptophyta; Magnoliopsida; Poales; Poaceae.
AUGAGCAAGGAUUUCAAGCGCCUAGCUGAUGUACUGCUGCAUCACUACACUCUCAACACUAGUGGUGUACAUAAUGAUCCUCCAUUUUUUACACAACUUUGCACUGCUUUGCGGAAUAUUCCUGAAGAUGUUCCUUCCGACACUAAGUCAAUGGAUAGAUUCACUAUGUUUCUUUGCAAUCAUAUGGCCUUUCUUCCAUCGAUGAGUAGAUCAAAUCUUAUCUUCAAUCUUGUGAGAGUUUACAAGGUGUUGAGUCCCAAUGAUAAAAAGAAGUUUGAGCGAGUUGUUGAUCAAGAUGGCAGCAUUCGGAAAGAUUGGAGAACGAGGGUCAUAAUGGAUAGAGUCUUUGCUCAAGUGUACUUGGGUCGACCAUUGUCAGUGGUGAAGCUGAAGCACAUGAAGCAGAUGCAGCAGCAGCACAAUAUACACAGUUCCUAUGGUACUACUGGAAUGGAUCUACUCAGAUUUCAAAGGAACUUUGUAGUCCAUGUUGUUGAUUAUUUAAAGGACACAAAUGGGAAUCCCACAGUUUCAACAUUGGAGGAGGUAGACUACUUAUUAUCAUACCACUUCGACAAGUUUUUGGUGGAUAUACUGAAGCGUUUGGUUGAUACUUUCGACAUGAAAAACCUCUAUUACUUCAUUUCUGGGAGGAACUCCAUUAAUGGGUGUGCAUUUCUUCAGUCUGGAGCAAGUGUGGAUGGAUUGCACUUCGGCCUUAGCCAAGAACUGCACCCGAACAAGCGAUGGUGA